Messenger RNA from Chenopodium quinoa (quinoa), 315 nucleotides. RefSeq names its product testis-specific gene A8 protein-like. Lineage: Eukaryota; Viridiplantae; Streptophyta; Magnoliopsida; Caryophyllales; Amaranthaceae. The transcript has a single exon. Bases 1 to 315 code for a protein of 104 amino acids. The record is from RefSeq and is a predicted model, not a curated record.
AUGGGAAAGAGAAAACCCGAGGCAGCAGCCCAACAAUAUGCUGAACCCGAGGCAUGGUCCGGGGUAGCUGCACCCGAGACAGCUGCACCCAGGACAACUGCACCGGAGGCAGCUGCACCCAGGACACCUGCCCAGGCAGCUGCAGUAGCCAAGGCAGGGCUGCCCAUGGAAGCUACAGCAACAGCCCAGGCAGGUGCCCAGGCAGCUGCAGCAGGAGCCAAGGCAGGGCUUCCCAUGGCAGCUACAGCCACAGCCCAGGCACCUGCAGCAGCAGCCAAGGCAACGCUGCCCAUGGCAGCUACAGCAGCAGCCUAG